Molecule: messenger RNA, 2025 nt
Organism: Artibeus jamaicensis (Jamaican fruit-eating bat)
Lineage: Eukaryota; Metazoa; Chordata; Mammalia; Chiroptera; Phyllostomidae
Gene: ANKRD54
Product: ankyrin repeat domain 54
Exons: 8
Coding region: 161-1060 (299 amino acids)
Biological process (GO): regulation of intracellular signal transduction; regulation of protein kinase activity
Cellular component (GO): nucleus; cytoplasm
Molecular function (GO): protein kinase regulator activity; protein binding
Source: RefSeq, a predicted model, not a curated record
UCGAGCUCGCGACAGGAGAUCCGCGCCCGCUCCGUUGCCGUGGUUGCAGGCCGUACCUACAGCUAGCCCGCUGACAGCGAGGCUUAGGGCGGAGGGAAGAGGGUCGGUUGGUCGGUCCGGAACGAGGCUCCAGCGGCCAGCCCCGCGCGGAACUGUUGCCAUGGCAGCCGCCGCCGGGGGCGCGGACAACGAACCGCGAUCCGGUCGCUCGAGCUCAGAUGGAGAGUGCGCGGUAGCGCCGGAGCCGCUGACGGGCCCCGAGGGCCUCUUCUCCUUCUCAGAUUUCGGGUCUGCGCUUGACUGCAGCGCGAGCCUCCCGGCCCGGGGGUCCAGCGGGGCCCAGUCCCCGCUGCGCUACCUCCACGUCCUGUGGCAGAAGGACUCGGAGCCCCGCGAUGAGCUGCUCCGUAAGAUCCCCGCCGGUCGACUUAGGCGCGCCGCCAGGCCCCACCGCCGGUUCGGGCCCAUGGGCAAGGAGGUGCACGCUCUGAAGAGGCUGAGGGACUCGGCCAAUGCCAAUGACGUGGAAACAGUGCAGCAGCUGCUGGAAGAUGGCGCUGAUCCCUGUGCAGCAGAUGAUAAAGGCCGCACGGCUCUGCACUUUGCCUCCUGCAAUGGCAACGACCAGAUUGUGCAGCUGCUGCUGGACCACGGGGCCGACCCAAACCAGCGAGAUGGACUGGGGAACACGCCACUGCACCUGGCGGCCUGCACCAACCACGUCCCUGUCAUCACCACACUGCUGCGAGGAGGGGCCCGCGUAGACGCCCUGGACCGGGCUGGCCGCACACCCCUGCACCUGGCCAAGUCAAAGCUGAACAUUCUGCAGGAAGGCCACUCCCAGUGCCUGGAGGCCGUGCGGCUGGAGGUGAAGCAGAUCAUCCAGAUGCUGAGGGAGUACCUGGAGCGCCUGGGGCGGCACGAGCAGCGGGAACGGCUGGACGACCUGUGCACCCGCCUCCAGAUGACGAGCACCAGGGAGCAGGUGGAUGAGGUGACAGACCUCCUGGCCAGCUUCACCUCCCUCAGCUUGCAGAUGCAGGACAUGGAGAAGAGGUAGCAGCGGGGCUCCCUGCCUUCUCGGCCCACCCCGCCCACCUGCUCUCUCAUUACCAAGAAAGCCUGAGGCCUGGGACUUCGGAGCUGCACUUGUCGGGGAGGCCUUCGGCCUCACCCCCAAUGCCGUGGGCUGGAGAUGCUCUCACCAGCCUCAGAGCCUCUUCCGGUCACCAUCCCUCUCAUCUCCGUGGGCUGGGACUGUGCCCCCCGCUUCUCCCUCUGAUCCCCGCAGAACGGCAGCCACGCCUCGCCCCUGGUGACCCUGCGCUGUCCUCAUAGGGCGUUCUCGUCUCGUGGUCUCCCUGGCACCCUCAGCAGGCUCAGGACCCCUCUCUGGGCCCCUUCCCCAUCGUGGGCUUGUCGCAGCCAGCAGGCGCCCCCGCCUCUCACCAGCACUUGGAUUCAGACUUGGCUCCUGCCUUCCUAGGAGGCACCGCAGCGGUUUCUCUGCUUGGAAGGGGCAGGCUGGUGCGGCCUGGACCUUAGGGAUACACAGUUGGGGAGGGCCCUGCACAGCCCAAAGCAGGACACCCCCAACUCUUUUCCCUCCCCAUCACUGAAACGCCGGGAGGGCACAGUGACUCUGCAGCCUAAUCAUAGUGGGGUGAACAGUGGGCCCCAAGAUGGCCACGUUCUAAUCCCGGGCACAAAGGGAUAUUGCAUUAGUCAUGAGGAUCUUCGGACAAGGCGAUUAUCCCAGAUUAUCUGGGGGCUGAGGUGAUCGCAGAGACCCUUCUGAGAGGGAAGCAGAUCAGGGAGGAAGUAGGAAGCCGAUGGAGCAGGGGCAGGAGCUGAGGAAGGGUCACAAGCUAAGGAAUGCAGUUGACCCCCCGAAGCUAGAAAAGGCUUCGGUCCCUCAGAGCCUCCGGACAGACCCAGCCCUGCCGACACCGACGGUAGCCCAGUCAGACUGAUGUUAGAGGUCUGAGCGUCCGAACUGUAAGAAUAAAUUUGUCUUUUAAGCCA